This is a messenger RNA of Phytophthora nicotianae INRA-310, 1866 nucleotides long. Its product is annotated as methionine aminopeptidase, type I. Lineage: Eukaryota; Oomycota; Peronosporomycetes; Peronosporales; Peronosporaceae. The coding region runs from base 23 to 1159 and encodes 378 amino acids. The transcript has a single exon. Gene Ontology annotation, molecular function: metalloaminopeptidase activity. Gene Ontology annotation, biological process: proteolysis. The record is from RefSeq and is a predicted model, not a curated record.
UAGACCUCGCAAGUCAGGCAAGAUGGGAGGUGCUCCAUGUGUGACCCCGACGUGCGGCAAGAGCGGCUCACUCAUAUGUCCGACAUGCAAGAAGCUGGGCAUCCCGCCGGCCAUGAGCACAUUCUGCUCGCAGGAGUGCUUCAAGGGUUACUGGUCCUCGCACAAGGCGCUGCACAAGAUGUUCACACAGGCAAUAGCCGAGGAACAGGCCCGCAAUGAGCACGCGUCGCCCUUCGACGGCUUCGAGUUCACGGGUAAACUGCGACCCGGCAAGAUCUCAGAGAUGAGCACCGUACCUGAGCACAUCCAGCGUCCGGACUACGCCGAGACGGGCAUCCCUGUGUCGGAGCAGCAGGCCAGCAAGGCCAUCCCCAUCUACACGCCAGAACAGAUCGCUGGUAUUCGUGAGGCAUGCCGUCUUGGUCGUGAGGUGCUAGACAUUGCCGGUAAGGCGCUACGUCCCGGUAUUACCGGUGAUGAGAUCGACAAAAUCGUGCAUCAAGCCUGCAUGGAACGGGAGUGCUAUCCGUCGCCACUCAAUUACUACCACUUCCCCAAGUCGGUCUGCGUUUCAGUGAACGAGGUUAUUUGCCACGGUAUUCCGGACUCGCGUCCCAUUGAGGACGGAGAUAUUGUCAAUCUGGAUGUGACAGUAUACAAGAAUGGCUACCACGGAGACCUGAACGACACGUUCCUGGUUGGCAACGUGGACGAGGACGGUGUGAGGCUGGUCAAGACGGCGUUUGAGAGUCUGGCGGUGGCCUCCAAGCUCAUUCGUCCUGGCACAAUGUUCCGUGAGCUGGGUAAGCACAUCGCGGCUGUGGCCAAUGCUCAGGACUUCUCGGUUGUCAAGACGUAUUGCGGUCAUGGCAUCGGCUCGCUCUUCCACUGUGCGCCGAAUGUCCCUCACUACGCGAAGAACAAGGCUGUCGGCAUCAUGAAGCCCGGUAUGAUCUUCACCAUCGAGCCUAUGAUCAACAUGGGCACGUGGCGUGACAAAACGUGGCCGGACGACUGGACGGCCGUGACGCAGGAUGGUCAGCGCUCGGCACAGUUCGAACAUACAUUCCUUGUGACUGAGACCGGUUACGAGAUCCUGACUGCUCGCGAGAAUGAACCUGUGAUGGAAUGGGAUCUCGCCAAGGUGCACCGAUCGUAAAUGUUCAUACGAGGAUGCAAGUGGCGAGUGCCGAUACCAUGGCUAGAUGAAAUGAAGCUGCGGGAUGCUUGAGCAUCACGCUUAGGUAGAUGGGAACGUCUUGGUUCAGUACUCAUCGUAAACACAUUUUGAGAUUCAAGAAGAAAAAUGUCGGCCACCGGUAGCAACUUUUUGCAGAGGCAUCGCCACAGAUCGCCGCUUAACCACCACUUUUCAUCCAGGCAUCGCAUUAGCCAUUUGAGAUUGAACUAACAAUUCUUGCUACGAAUACUUGUAGUGGUCUCACGAAUGCGAUCAGGCUGUUGCGGCUGUUAGCAGAACAGCCCCCGUCUCACGUUGGUGUUGCAUUAUCGCCUAGCGAAAUGACAUAUCAUGCCAUUUUUCCGACGGCGGAAUUGGUUCUACAUGUAGUGGCGAUAAAAACAACCAUUCGAAUGCGGCCAGUAGCGCGCGUUUGUUUGGAUUAAGGUGUUCAUCUGUAAGUUGCAAAUUAUCCUGGUUGAGCUAGUGCUAGUACUCAUUUGAAGUAUAUGUACGGAAUCCGCUGAAGCGGGGUUUAGACUUGGCAAUUUGUGAAAGUCAUCGUAGUCUACAGGAUUACAAGCUAAUUGUGGAGAAUGCGCACGUGGCACUCCAACCAUGCCUGGAGCUCUUUUUUCUGCGAGUUCAUCGUAUCAUAAAACAAAUAUCGCAAACCGUGAACUACA